AUGAAGAGAGGCAAGAAGGCAGAGGAGGCACCAGCAGAAGGGGACAAUGAUGCCGCCUCUGAAAGUACUCCCAAGAAAGCAAAGAAGACUAAAGAACCAGAAGCCCCUAUUUUGUACGAAGAUCCCCCUGAUAAAAUGACCAGCAAAGAUGGACGUGAUGCCAACAUGAAGAUCACUUCUUGGAACGUCGACGGACUGAGAGCCUGGGUGAAGAAGAAUGGCCUGGAUUGGGUGCGUGAGGAGAAUCCAGACAUCCUGUGCCUGCAGGAGACCAAGUGCGCGGAGAAAAGCCUGCCUGCCGCCAUCACAUCCAUGCCCGAGUACCCGCACAAGUACUGGUGCGGGUCGGAAGAAAAGGAAGGCUACAGCGGCGUGGCCAUGCUCUGCAAAACGGAACCGGUCAAAGUGACGUACGGCAUCGGUAAAGAAGAACACGAUAAGGAAGGCCGCGUCAUUACCGCAGAGUUCCCCACUUUCUACCUGGUGACAGCCUACGUCCCCAAUGCCAGCAAAGGUCUCGUCCGCUUAGACUACCGCAAAACCUGGGACGUAGACUUCCGCUCCUACUUGAGCGAGCUGGAUGUACAGAAGCCCGUGGUGCUGUGCGGCGACCUCAAUGUGGCCCACCAAGAGAUCGACCUGAAAAACCCCAAGGGGAACAAGAAGAACGCCGGCUUUACACCGGAGGAGCGCGAGGGCUUCGGCCAGCUACUGGAGGCCGGUUUCGUCGACAGCUUCCGUGAGCUUUACCCCGAGCAGGCCAACGCCUACACCUUCUGGACCUACAUGAUGAAUUCCAGGUCUAAGAACGUGGGCUGGAGGCUGGAUUAUUUUGUGCUCUCAUCCUCCCUGGUGCCCGCUUUGUGCGAUAGCAAGAUUCGCACCAAAGCUAUGGGGAGCGACCACUGCCCUAUUACACUGCAUAUUGUCGUAUAG
Messenger RNA from Nerophis lumbriciformis (worm pipefish), 936 nucleotides. NCBI's taxonomy places the organism in Eukaryota, Metazoa, Chordata, Actinopteri, Syngnathiformes, Syngnathidae. The record is from RefSeq and is a predicted model, not a curated record.